AUGGGCAACGCGCUGCUGCUCACAGCUGUGAAGGACCAUCAGGCUGUGGCGCUGGCGGAUGCCAUUCUCCCCUUCGACAACUUACGUCUUCGUGAAAUUGAGGCAUUUUGGCGCGCGUUCUACGACUCAGCGACGAGCUUCGCGCUGUCCAAAACUCAGUUGCGCGUCAUCUGCUGCCGUGCUGUCGUAUCGGGCGUUUCCAGUCUGCACGGCUCAAAUGCACGCAUUACAGAGUAUGCCGACGGUGCAUUUGAUUUGUUCACAGACUCAUUGAUGCAGAGAAGGUGGCAGCAAGGGCAACCGGGGGCUCGAGGACUACAGAGUCAGCAGUACCAGAGCCCAAGCGACAGUAUGGCAGCGAUUGACGCGCUCGAGUUCCUCUCGGCUAUUGCAUUCAUCGCCGCCAUUCCGCUGGACGAGAAGAUCGACUUGCUGUUCGAUUCGUGGGAUAUGUCAGAGGACGGAGCAUUGGACUUAGACGAGUUCACAAUAUCACUGAAGUCCACUAUAUCUGGACUGGCGAAAAUUAUCCAACCAACUUCGAACAGCAACGCGACAACUUCAGACACAGCGGUAGAUGAGGAGGAGAUCAUUAUGCUCGCAGAGUCGAUUUUUCGAGAAAUUGCUAACUGUGGGGCUUCAUCGUCCAAGGAGAAAGGGUUCGAGGAGUCGACUACCAUUACCUGUGAACAGUUUCGUGAAUUCUGCAUGAAAAACAAACGAGCAAAAGAGCUGCUUGACUUGUUUGAUGUGGCAGACUCUAGUCCAGAGAAGCUCGUAGACAUACCGAUGGACACUAUACAAGACGAUGUUGGAGACAUGUUUUUAGCCGUGAAGCCGUGGAUUGGAGCAAUUGUGCCCCCAACCAAAAUCCCACCGCUCUCUAAAGGAGCUCCGUUGGUCUCAGUCAAGCUGGACUGGAUAUUCGGAUAUAGUGCUCAAGACUGCAAGAACAACGUGCGCUUCGCAGCAACGACAGCCAACGCUAAAGCUGGACGCUUCGAAGAGAUCGUCUACCCAGCCGCAGCAGCUUGUGUGGUUCUAAACACGAAGACCAUGACCCAGCGGCAUCAUCUUUCCCACACAGACGACAUUCUGAGCUUGUGUCUCCACCCACGUCUUCCAUUAGCUGCAAGCGGCGAAAUUGGUAAACAGCCAAAGAUUAUAGUCUGGAAUCUGGAAACGAUGGAUGAUCAGUGCAUCGUACAAGGAUUCCACAAGCGUGGCAUCUUACAACUAGCUUUCCUGAGUCCUGAAAUGUUGGUGUCUAUAGGUGGAGAUGACGACCACAGCAUUGCAGUUUACGAGUCGAGCAACAAUUGGAAGUCCGCAGCUCUGAAGAUAGCAGUGAAAGGCAACAAAGCGGCUCCGUUUCACAUCACGACGAACCCUCGCGUGUCUAGCGAGUUUGUCACGUGUGGCCAAAAGUACGUCGAGUUUUGGUCUCUUCAAGGGAAGGAGCUUGUGUCGAAAAAAGGUUUACUAGGAAAGAAAGGGUCUCUUCAGCCUUUUCCUGUGGCUCAAUACCUCGAAACAACAGACCGAGCUGUGGUGGUUGGUACGAGUGAUGGCUGCUUGUACUUGUUUGCGGGCAGACAACUGACAAACGUCGUGAAAGCGCACGAAGGAGCGAUUACUGCGUUGUAUUACGCUUCAGGACUGCUGCUUUCCGGUGGACGAGAUGGUCAGAUAAUUCAGUGGGAUGAUAAACUGAAGCAAGUAGGCUCUCCAGCCCAGAUCCAGAACUCACUUGAAUCUGCUGUGCUACCCCAACGCAAGGGAAUACGAAGCUGCUGCUAUUCUCCUGAUAGACGGGCCAUUCUUGUCGGCACUUUGGCGUCCGAGAUUUAUGAACUUGACGCUAAGACCGGACAAAACAUCCACUCGGAGCCACUCACCAAAGGGCAUUUUCAAGGAGAACUUUGGGGAGUGGAUACUCAUCCGACAAAGCAGCAAUGUUGUACGGUUGGAGACGACCAGACACUGCGCGUUUGGGACUUGGCAGAGAAGUUCGAGCUGGGAUUCCUAGAGUUACCGAUCCCGGGACGAGCUUGUGCUUACUCUGGAGAUGGCAAAUUAAUCGCAGUUGGUCUUGGUACCGAAGGCUCUGGCAAAACGGGAAAUCCUGCUGCCAAUGCGAAGAAACAACAACCUAACGGGGGCUUCGUGGUGUACAGUGCCACUGAUUUAUCCUGCGCGAAAGAACCUUGUUUUGAUGCGAAACGAUGGGUGAGCGAUGUCAAAUUUUCGCCCGACAAUCGAACGCUGUCCGUAGCAAGUCACGACUCCAAGAUCUACUUGUACAACGUGCUUAAGGGCUUCUCUCGGACACAUGUUUUCAACAAGCAUUCGAGCUAUAUCACACACAUGGACUUCUCACUGGAUGGGAACUACUUGCAGAGCACUUCAGGUGGAUACGAGCUGUUGUUUACUGAAGUGAAAACUGGAAAACACGUCACUAAUGCCACAACGUUUCGAGAUGAGAUAUGGCACACAAUGACUAGCACGUUGGGGUGGUCGGUGCAAGGCAUCUGGGAAGCGGAGAGUGAUGGUACUGACGUGAACGCUGUCGAUCGCUCUAAUAAUGGGAAGCUCUUGGCAACAGGAGAUGAUUUUGGAAAAGUCAAGGUAUUCCAGUAUCCUUGUGCCUUGGAGAAAUCUUCGUCCCUCGAACUGCGUGGUCACGCUUCUCAUGUCACCGGCGUGAGAUGGUCUUCUGGUGAUCGCUACAUCGUCUCAGUCGGUGGAAACGACAGAAGAGCCGAUGAUCCUUUGGAGGUGGCCGCUACGAACGAUGACAUUGGCGAUGAAUUUAUGGCAGUGCGUCCAUGGCUCGGAGCCGUUGUGGCUCCUACGAAAGCUGCAUCAAUGAAAGUAGACAGCACGUCUCCGAAUACCAGGCUGGAACUGGAGCGAGUGCACGGGUAUCAAGCUCAAACAGCCUCAAAUAAUGCCAGAUACGACUCCAAUGGCAAGGUGGUGUACCAUACUGCCGCCCUCGGUAUCGUGUUCGACAAAGCGGCUCAACGUCAAUCAUUUUUCAGAAGUCACGACGACGAUGUCGCUGCCUUAUGUGCUCAUCCGAACGGCACUACGUUCGCUACUUCACAAAUGGGUAAGAAACCCAAGAUUUACGUCUGGGAUUCUGCAAGUGGAGUAGCUGUAGCGCCGUGUCUUGAAGGAUUCCAUCAGCGGUUUGUGAAUGCUAUCUGUUAUUCAAGCGAUGGCAGUAAACUUGGGAGUGUGGGCGGCGACGAUGACCAUUCCAUCGCGAUUUACAAUUGGCAGAGUGGGGUGUUGUCGUCGCAAUCUCGUGGAGAACGUAACAACGUGCGUGGUAUGUGCUACCACGCUGCUACUAAGGAAUGGGUAACGUGUGGUGACAAGCAUAUUCGCUUUUGGACAGAGCAAGGGAAGAAUCUCACUUCAAAGAAAGCAAUUUUCGGCACGAAGGCGUAUCAAAGUGGCAAAGUUCCGUCCGCGUUUGACUGUGUCGUCUCUUUUGGACAAAUGGUUGUCGCAGGUGGCUCGACCGGCCAUCUCGUAGUGUUUCAAAGCUCUGUGGAGGUCACAAAGACUGUUCAAGCCCAUGAAAGUGCGGUACUAGCUCUUUAUGCAACGAAGAGAGAGCUGAUUAGUGGUGGAAAGGACUCCAAAAUCGCUGUUUGGGACGCGCAGUUCAACAAAGUAGCAUCUUUUGAUAUGAAGGAGUGCACACUUCAAGGAUCCAAGCUCUUAAACUCGGAGAUUCGAAGUGUUUGCUCCAGUAGAGUCUCGCCCAGACUCUUCUUAGUUGGUACCGGAGGAAGCGAUCUCGUCGAAUUCGAUGCUGGUCGCGCUCAGCCAACGCUAUCAACGAUCACUCGUGGACAUUGCCGAGUUGAGGUCUGGGGUCUUGCUUGUCACCCAGUGAAGCCGGAAUACUGCACUGUUGGUGAUGAUCAGACUAUCCGAGUGUGGUGCUUGGUCAAGAAAACUCAAUUGAGAAUUCAGAGACUGGAAUGUGUAGCACGUGCUUGUGCACUGACAGAUCCAGCUGACAUCGUGGCGAUUGGCUUUGGCGGACGUAACGCGAUAAAUGGAUUAUCGAAAGCAGCUCAAGCGAAAAUUGGCGGCAUCGUCCUGCUGUGUUAUACUGACUUAACAAAGAAAGUGUUCGAAGAUCGGCCGUCCAAGCAAGCUAUUAGUGAGAUGAAGUUCUCGCCGACUGGCUCCGUUCUUGCGGUCGGAUCGCAUGACCACAAAAUUUAUCUGUAUCGUCUCGACCGCAAUGCGACUAAAGUCGUGAAAGCAGCAGUUUUUGAUAAGCACCAGAGCUAUAUUACGCACUUGGACUUCUCAGUGGAUGGUCAAGUGCUACAGAGUAACUGUGGUGCCUACGAGCUUCUCUUUAGUAAUGCCCAUACGGGUAAACAUAUCACGUCUGCAAGCAGCACGAAAAAUACCCCAUGGCAUUCCUGGACAUGUGUGCUUGGAUGGCCAGUGCAAGGCAUUUGGCCGCCGUGUUCCGAUGGCACGGAUGUCAAUGCUGUUUCGCGCAAUUCUCGGGAAAACCUUUUGGUCACGUCGGAUGAUUUUGGUAUCGUCAAGCUGUAUCGCUAUCCUUGUGUGGCGAAGAAUGCGAGCUCAGUUGAUCAUCGUGGACAUUCGUCUCAUGUGACCAACGUUCGGUGGUCUCAUGACGAUAGCUACGUCGUUAGUAUUGGCGGAAAUGAUCGAUCGGUCAUGGAGUGGCGAGAAGAAUCUUUUGACGACUCUGCUGGUGAUGAGUUUAUGGCUGUGAAGCCUUGGAUAGGAGCCAUCGUUGCCCCCACGAACGCUGCUACGCCAAACUCGCGUGAGCCAGACUUGAAAGUGGAAUUGGAAUGGGUGUACGGGUAUCAAUCGGAGCUGUCAAAACAAAAUUUGGUGUAUAACACACACGACGAGAUCGUGUAUCACACAGCUGCUGUGGGGAUCAUCUAUGACUCAACGAACCACCUUCAAAGACACCACAUCGGGCACAACGACGACAUUAUCAGCUUCGCACUCUGUGAUACCAAACGUAACCUUAUCGCAACAGGAGAGCGCGGGAAGAAGCCAGCGUUGCGAGUCUGGGACGCGCAUACUGGCGAGUUACGCUGUGAAAUGAAGGAGUUUCAUUCGCGCGGAAUCAUGUCACUUGCCUUUAGUAGUGACUCAACGAGGCUGGUUAGUGUGGGAGACGACGACGAUCACUCGUUGGCGGUUUGGAGCGAUGCUAGCAAUGGAUCCUGGACUUUGACAAAACUUCUGGCUACUGGUAAAGGCGAUAAAGCAGUGAAUCGCUUUGCUUCUUUUGGAGUAAACGGCGAUACGAUCGUCACUGGCGGCGUGAAGCACGUGCUGUUUUGGUCUGUCCAAGGGAAAACGAUCGUUUCGAAGAAAGGAAUUGUUGGCAAGAAGGGCACUUUACAAACAUUUCCAACCGGUUGUAACUUCGGAGGGGACUUUGUUACAGGCACAGCAGGCGGUGAGUUGUAUGUAUGGAGAGGCAAUGGUCUCUCACGAACGGUAAAGGCACAUGAAGGAGAAGUUCGAGUCGUAGCAAGUACACUUCAGAGUGACAACUCGACUGGAACAUCCGCUGUACUUUUGUCAGGCGGAAAAGAUGGGCGAGUUGUCAUGUGGAACUCUGCGUACCAGUCGCUCAAAUGUUUCGAUCUGGGCGCAAUGCACGUUGGCAGCUUUGGCAAAGUCAUCAAUAGUGUGUUUUUAAGCGCAACUGGUAGGAAACUGCUUGUUGGUACGUGCUCCAGUGACAUUAUCGAGAUAGACGUGGUAAGUGGAGGUGCGCUGAACGGCGGCCAGCCAUUAUUUUCCGGUCACUUCACGAUGGAGCUGUGGGGUCUAGCUGUGCAUCCUUCUCAGCGCGAGUUCGUCACAGUUGGUGACGACCGAACUUUGCGUGUGUGGGAUAUGGAAGCCAAGAGGUUGAUCCAAGCGCACUUACUCCCAGCUAAAGCUCGUGCGUGUGCGUACUCACCUGAUUCCGAACUGCUAGCGGUUGGCUUUGGCGGUGACAAUGGUGUUCGACAGAGGAGAAAGCCGGCAUCUAAACAGGGGCAGCAGUCGAGAGAAGGAGGCUUCGCUGUAUUGCGAGCAAGUGAUCUGGACAUGGAGACAUUCGUGUUUGAAGACAAACCAGCGAAGGAGUGGAUCAGUGACGUCAAGUUUUCUCCAAAUGGAGACCUGCUAGCACUCGGUUCGCAUGACAACUCGAUCCAUCUCUACUCUGUGGGUUCUGUGGCGUCCGACUUCAAGAAGCGGAAGCCAUUCAGCAAGCACAACAGCUACAUCACUCACUUUGAUUUUUCACAAGACAGCAGCUACAUUCAGUCCAACUGUGGCGCAUACGAGUACUUGUUCUGCGAUACAGCGUCGAGUAGUCAAAUUAGUCGGGCAUCAUCCGUGCGGGAUGUGAAAUGGGCAACGUGGACGUGCACUUUGGGUUGGCCGGUGCAAGGAAUUUGGCCGGAAUGUGCCGACGGAACGGAUAUCAAUGCAGUCUGUGCGUCUGCGUCGCGUACAAUCCUCGCGUCCGGAGAUGACUCUGGCAAUGUCAAGUUCUUCCGCUAUCCCUGCAUUCCAAAAGGGUCGAAAUUCAUUGUGUGUAGAGGUCACUCUUCCCACGUCGCUAAUGUGCGCUUCAGCUUCGACGACAAGUAUCUGAUCUCAGUAGGAGGAAACGACAGGUCCAUUUUCCAGUGGAAGUUGGCAUAA
Molecule: messenger RNA, 6741 nt
Organism: Phytophthora infestans T30-4
Lineage: Eukaryota; Oomycota; Peronosporomycetes; Peronosporales; Peronosporaceae
Product: microtubule-associated protein, putative
Exons: 5
Coding region: 1-6741 (2246 amino acids)
Molecular function (GO): calcium ion binding; microtubule binding
Source: RefSeq, a predicted model, not a curated record